AUGGCGACCAUCUCCCGCUCAGAGAGCGCCACCGAAGCGGUAUUCGGCACGCCCGAACUUCUCGAGAUGAUCCUGGUGCUUCUGCCGCCAGAUUCCAUCAUCACCUGCCGCCGCGUGUCGAAAACAACCUACAGCACCAUCAUGAACCCAUCGAAAGCCCUCAAAAGGGCCCUAUUCUUCCUCCCCGUACGCUCCACCCUCAACACCGACUUCUUUGGAAUGAAUACAUUCACUCACACAAUGCGCAUGUUCCCCUACAAAAUCAACGGGGCCUCCUUCGGACGCCGAAGAGGACAGAGGCCUCUCCCACCCGCCAUACCCAUCACCUACAAUCAGCUGCUAUUCAAGCGGGGCGAAUCUACCUCAAUGAUGCUGAGAUUGAAGCAUUCGCCUCUCCAUCACGCCCACGCGCCGAAUCGGUACAAGAAUAUGUACAUCACUCAGCCGCCGGUCACUACGGUAGAGAUCUGGGCUACCUUGUCCCUCCAACCAUUGAAAGAUUGGGGGAUGCCUGUGAAGCAAGUUCAUGCGAUCAAGGAGUUGAGGAAGGAGAACGGAGUGGGUGUGACGUGGGGGAUGAUUGAUGAGAUGUUUCAGGCACAGGCCAAGGCCGCUGAGACGCAAUUUGGAAAGGCAUUUCAAAUCGUGGUGGAUUUCGAGCUUUCGGGAUUGAGGAUUUACGGGGUGGAAUUUUGA
This is a messenger RNA of Ramularia collo-cygni, 696 nucleotides long. RefSeq lists its product as uncharacterized. The transcript has a single exon. The record is from RefSeq and is a predicted model, not a curated record. Gene Ontology annotation, molecular function: protein binding. The coding region runs from base 1 to 696 and encodes 231 amino acids. Lineage: Eukaryota; Fungi; Ascomycota; Dothideomycetes; Mycosphaerellales; Mycosphaerellaceae.